AAGUCGGGCCCGCGCUCCCUGCCGGCCCCCGGAGCUGGGGCUGCGGUUGGGUGGGUCGUCUCCGAGGGCGACUCGGAGGGUUUUUCCCUCCCACGGCCAGCCCGUUACCGACUUCGUUGCCGGGAAGGCCCUGCGGCCGGUACCGGGGAAGGGAGGCACGGCGGCAGGGGACGGUUACGUCCUGUGGCGGGAGGCUUGCUGUCCACCCUGCGCCAGCAGAACUGGCAGGGGGGAGGUCCUCAGCUGAGCACCGUAUUUUCAGCCAGGACAUCAAUGCAAGCCUGAAUAAGAAUAACAAUUUCUUCCUCCUAAAGCCAUGGCAUAUCAGUUAUACAGAAAUACCACUUUGGGAAAUAGUCUUCAGGAGAGCCUAGAUGAGCUCAUACAGUCUCAACAGAUCACCCCCCAACUUGCCCUUCAAGUUCUACUUCAGUUUGAUAAGGCUAUAAAUUCAGCAUUGGCUCAGAGGGUCAGGAACAGAGUCAAUUUCAGGGGCUCUUUAAAUACGUACAGAUUCUGCGAUAAUGUGUGGACUUUUGUAUUGAAUGAUGUUGAAUUCAGAGAGGUGACAGAACUUAUUAAAGUGGAUAAAGUGAAAAUUGUAGCCUGUGAUGGUAAAAAUACUGGCUCCAAUACUACAGAAUGAAUAGAAAACAAUGGCUUUUUUAUGCUAUCUUCUAUUAUUAUUCAUCACUUUUUGAAGAGAAGCAUAGAAGAGACUUUUUUUUUAAUUUAUUCUAGCAUUGCAGAAAUGACUACACUGUGUUAUAUGAAAAUUCCAGUAGAAAGAUGCUUAUAACUCUGUAGCCUCUUAUUUUACAGCCUCUUACAGCAUGAAAAACCAUAACUUUUUUUUAAUGACAAAUCAAAACUUGUUGCCUUCCUAAGAAUAUUCUUUAAUAAACUCAUUUUAAAACUCU
Molecule: messenger RNA, 920 nt
Organism: Lemur catta (Ring-tailed lemur)
Lineage: Eukaryota; Metazoa; Chordata; Mammalia; Primates; Lemuridae
Gene: GTF2A2
Product: general transcription factor IIA subunit 2
Exons: 5
Coding region: 317-646 (109 amino acids)
Biological process (GO): RNA polymerase II preinitiation complex assembly; transcription initiation at RNA polymerase II promoter
Cellular component (GO): transcription factor TFIIA complex
Molecular function (GO): RNA polymerase II general transcription initiation factor activity; TBP-class protein binding
Source: RefSeq, a predicted model, not a curated record